Sitodiplosis mosellana (orange wheat blossom midge) is the source of this 2306-nucleotide messenger RNA. Its product is annotated as solute carrier family 22 member 3-like. Gene Ontology annotation, molecular function: transmembrane transporter activity. NCBI's taxonomy places the organism in Eukaryota, Metazoa, Arthropoda, Insecta, Diptera, Cecidomyiidae. The record is from RefSeq and is a predicted model, not a curated record. The coding region runs from base 472 to 2172 and encodes 566 amino acids. The transcript has 5 exons. Gene Ontology annotation, biological process: transmembrane transport.
CAAGCCGACGAACUAUAAAUUAUAAUUUUGGCAGCAACCCUUCUAGUCGACUCACGUUACUAGAUUUGCGAUGAGUUUUGUCUAUCUCCACGAGAAACAAAUUGACGAUAGAAAAUAGAAGCACUCAUCGAAAAAUCUAAUUAAUUUUCGCACCUCUUCAGCAUUUCACUUUUUUAUUUAUCAGCACUUGAAUCUUCAAACGACAAUUAUCCGCUGUGUUAAAUCGGUUGAAAUAAUCACUUGAAAAUACGAAGAAUAUUUUAUAACAAUUACCCCACGUGAAAAUCAGAUCUAAAAUCAACGAAUUUUACUACUUCGCUCUUAUUAAAGCCAUAUUGAUAAGGUGAUAUUCCAUAAUAUUAUCCAAAACGGCGGCAAUAACAAACGACGAUAUCUCUGAAUUGAAGUUAGUGAGAGCACUUUUACGAGGCAGUGAACUGGAAUUCGCAACGUGAGAAAUACAUACGAAUUAUGUGCUCGACAGUUAAUGGCGAUUUACAAUCGGAAUCUACUGCAUCGAAACCCAAAUAUUCGAUAAUUGAUUUGAUCGGCGAAUGGGGACCAUGGCAACGACGAACAGUCUUCCUUAUAUUUUUGUGCAAAAUCCCAGCCGCUUGGUUUAUGGCGUGUAUCAUUUUUACUGCUCCGUUUGCCAAAUACGGUGAAUUUUUUUGCCAGCAACCGAAUACGGGAUUAACACCAGCAAAUCACACCGAAUGGAUAAACAUUGCUCAUCCUACGACGCAAGACGAUCAAUUCGACUUUUGCCGCGUUUAUAAAAAUCGAUCGGAGGCACUUUUGGAAUGGCAACAGCAGCAGCAGCAGCGACUAAUUGUCUCAAGCACAUCAGACACGCAAAAUUGCGACACAUUCGAACAUUUUUCCGUGUUCGAUUCCCUGGUCACACAAUUCGAUUUAAUUUGCUCACGGACCAUUCUGAUUGCUGUGACACAAUUCUUCCAUUUGUGUGGAGUUCUCUGUGGAGGAAUCCUAGCAACAAAAUUACUUGAUUUCGUUAGCCCACGAAAUGUCAUGCUCAUUGGAAUGUUGACGCAAAUUAUUUCCGGGUGUUUAACUGGGCUCAUCAACAAUUUUAGUUUACACGUUUUCUUCCGAUAUUUGGCCGCUGUUUGCUGUGCUUUGAUGUACACACCAGGUGUGGUGAUCUUUUCCGAUAUAACGGGUGGAAAAUAUCGAAAAUCGGUGAUCUGUUUAUUUGAAUCGUUCUGGGGCAUUGGCGUCAUAUUGUUGCCGCUCAUCGCAAACUUAUUGCCAUCAUGGUCAUGGACAUCGAUUUAUCUUGCCAUUUCGCUGCCGACCGUUGCAUAUAUUUUAGUCUGGUUUUGGAUUCCCGAUUCGCCCAAAUGGCUUCUUGCGCAUGGUGAAAUAAGUGCGGCAAAAAAUUGCCUCUUCUAUGCAAUGCGAGUCAAUAAACGAACUUCCCGUUUGCCAUCGAAUUUUGACAGUUUCCUUCAGCUCGAGGCGGUCACAUAUUCAAAGGCCCCAAAACCAGAGAACUGGACAACGUUGUGGUCGACGAAAACGCAAAUCAUCAUGAUGAUUGCGUUGCACAGCGCUUGGGCCGUUGAUGUAACAAAUUAUAAUGGGAUGCUUUUGAAUAUUCGCGUUUUUGGUCGAAAUUAUCUGAUUAUAAACACCGUUGUGUGUGGAUGUUGUGAGAUAAUUGGUGUUCUAACUGCAUGGUUUAUCGUUAUGAACGCUAACAACCACAAAUUUCUAUGUUCUGGCCUAUUUAAUGUGAUUGCAGGUAUUUUGAGUUUUCUCGGAUUCACUUUUCCCAGCACACUUUCGGAAACCACAUACGUAGCGCUUGGUAUGACAUUGGCAAUGAUUUCAAAAAUAGCAACAACUUGUUCGCAGGCAGUUUUAUUUACGUGUACAAGUGAACUGGUGCCAACGACAAGGCAAAAAAUAUGCAUGUUUUCGUGUGUGGUAUGGGCACGCAUAUGGCUACUAACGGCACCGUUCGUUGGUGCUUUAACAUUUGUGCAUAAUCUAUUUCCGUUGGCUGCGUUCGGGCUAAUUGAAUUGUGUGGCGGCAUUUGCUCCUGUGUCAUCGAUCGGAUACACAACGCAUCGUUGGCAAAAAUCGACAAAAACGCAAAUGAAGUAUUUAAAGACAAUCAAGGAGUUACAACGACCCAUAUGUGAUUUUCUUUCACACGAGAUUUCAAUCGAAACGUUUAGAUUUUAAGUCAACAUAACAUGGAUUAGGUUAAUCUGCUUUAAUACUUUGAUGAUAAUAUUUGACUAAUAAAUUGACAAUCAAUUCAUCUACAAUUUCA